AUGCAAACAUACUACACAGAAGAUGAGCAAUAUGCAGAUUAUUCUGAACAAUCCAGUCAUUCCAAGUACGCAUGUGCUGUAUGUGGACAGCCUAGCAAUGGGUACCACUUUAGAGUUCAGGUAUGUGUAGUUCUAUAAUUAAAAAAAAAUUUUUUUUAAAAAUUUUAGAUAAUUUAUUAUACUAUUAAUAAUAUAGAUAAUAUAAUAUAUUAUCUUAUACAUUAUAUAUUGCUUUUAGUCCUGCCGAGCCUGUGCUUCAUUCUUCCGCCGAUCAGUAGCCGAAAAAAGAGCAUAUGAGUGUAGAAGGAACAAUAACUGUGAGGUUAAAGGUACGUCAAUUUUAUAUUUAUAUGGUUUUAAAAUUUUAGGAAGAAUGCGAAAUGUUUGCCGGGCUUGUCGAUUUCGAACUUGUGUGGAAUGUGGAAUGCAAAGUGAGUUAUGUUAGGGCAUUUGGGUUUAUAGGCUACUACAAGAUGUGGAAAGUUUCCACUGGAAACUAAGAUUAGGUUUACUGAAGCUAAGCCUACUAAGGCUAAGCUAACAGACUAAGCUUCUGAGUCCACGUUUACUUAGCAUAUGACUAAUUUUAUAUUUCAGAAGACGAUGUAACAAACGAAGUCAACAGCGAUUCUCCACCAAAUGGGACUUAUCAAACUAUCACAGUAUGUCUUACUUAACAACAUUUUAAUAUAUAAUAGUAACAAAGCGCCUUGUACUUUAAUAAUUGUAAAACUUUACUACUAUUACAACCAGUAUAAAAUUAAAAAUACAGUAAUCCUUUUUCAUCUCACUUAUUUUCAGACAAUAAUAGCCCCACCAGUAGAUCCGACCUUGCCAUUUGAAGUAAAGUAUCCCACAUUACAUCGACUGAUAAAUGGCUAUGAAAUAUUUUUAAAUGCUCAGAAAACAAUCUUAAAUGCCAAAUAUGGAGAUGAAAUACGAGAUGGGAAAAUGAAAUUAAUCACUAAAAAGGAACAGUUGAACAUUGAAAGAGCAUGCUUACAUUUACUGUACAACAUGUUUGAUGGGUACUAUGAUCCGAUCAAAAGCUUGGUACAACAGCAUAAGGUAGGCGUUGUAGAAGGUCUACGAUGAUGUAGAUUGCUGAAGUUCUAUUGAAAAGUAGCUUAAAUUUUUAUUUUUUUUCAUAUUUUAAAAUUUUUUAAAAAUUAUUUUGUCUUAAAAUUCUGUACAUUUAAAAUCUAUGUCAAUAUAAAAAUAAAAUAAAAUUUAGUUGACACUAAUAGAAACAUUCUGGCGACAAAGCGGUAUCAUCCACAGAAGCUACCUCACCUCUCUACAGUACCCCGAAUUAGACGAUACUCGGAUGGUAAUGUUUCCUAGCCUUUAUAUGGACAAAAACAGGAUGAACGAGUACUUGGCCACAGAUGUACCUCAGAAUCACAUGGAAGAUUAUAUAAAAUUAAGGGCACCAAUAAUGGACAGAAUUUUUCGGGUUGUACGAAAAGUCAAAGAGUUAAAGCUGAGCGUUGGGGAUACUGUAACAUUGAUUUGUACAUCGUUGUGGUCGGAUGGUACGUGAUCUAUUUUAUAUAUUAUGAUGUAAAAAAUAAUUAUUUUAAAAUUUUUUAAUUUUUUUAAUUACUGUUAAGCCUAAAACUAAUUAGUCUACUAAGCCUAAGCCUACUAAACUUAAGCCUACUAAGCUUAAACCUACUAAGCUCAAGCCUACUAAGCCUAAACCUACUAAGCCUAAGCCUACUAAGCCUAAGCCUACAAAGCCUAAGCCUACUAAGCCUAAGCCUACUAAGCAUAAGCCUACUAAGCAUAAGCCUACUAAGCCUAAGCCUACUAAGCAUAAGCCUACUAAGCCUAAGCCUACUAAGCUCAAGCCUGUUAAGCCUACCAAACCCGUACCUAAAAAUUUUAAACCACUUUUUUUAGCUGAACGUCUAAACCUAACAAAUCCAGAAAUCAGUGCUCAUCAGAAGACCGUAAUGAACGAAUGGAGCUCCAGUCUGCAAGAAGUUUUUGGCCCUAUUGAAACAUCUGUCAGAAUUGCAAAAUUAAUGUGUUUGUUGGUCGAUAUGAACCAUAUCACAAAUGCAUUGAAGGAAGAACGUAUGUUGACGCGAAUCUUCUGUCCGUGUGUUGGCGACGAUGAAUAUCUAGAUGGAGAAGAUGAUGAAGAGGCUCAUCAUUGCACAAGAUAUUGA
Molecule: messenger RNA, 2177 nt
Organism: Bursaphelenchus okinawaensis
Lineage: Eukaryota; Metazoa; Nematoda; Chromadorea; Rhabditida; Aphelenchoididae
Source: the annotation of a GenBank genome assembly